AUGAAGACCAUAACCUCAGCGGUCCUCGCCUGCCUGGCAGCUACCGUAUCAGCACAGGUACAGGGCACCGGAGCCACGACGCGGUACUGGGACUGCUGUAAGCCAUCGUGCGGAUGGCCCGGUAAAGCGAACCUCGUUUCUGGACCGCUGAGGACCUGCGACAAGGCGGACAACCCGCUGAACGAUGGAGGCAACACCAAAUCCGGAUGUGACAAUGGCGGAGGAGCUUUCAUGUGCUCGUCGCAGGAGCCAGUCGCUGUGAACGACUCAUUGGCUUAUGGUUUCGCGGCCGUCCGUAUCUCUGGUCAACGCGAGUCUGACUGGUGUUGCGCCUGUUACGAACUGACUUUCACCAGUGGGCCAGUGGCAGGGCAAAGGAUGAUAGAUGCUGAUACCAGUCUUCUCAGAAAUACGGGCGGUGAUCUCGGACAGAACCAUUUUGACAUUGCGAUUCCCGGCGGCGGUGUUGGUAUAUUCAACGCAUGCACGGCCCAGUACGGUGCGCCGGCCAACGGAUGGGGGGAGCGAUAUGGCGGGGUCCGGUCUAGAUCCGAGUGCGAAGCAUUUCCGGAGAAGCUCAAGAAAGGUUGUUACUGGCGAUUCGACUGGUUCAAGGGGGCCGACAACCCAAGCGUGUCAUUCAAGCAGGUCACUUGUCCGUCCGAGCUCACCUCCAAAAGCGGAUGCGUGCGAGCAUGA
Pyricularia pennisetigena is the source of this 699-nucleotide messenger RNA. RefSeq lists its product as uncharacterized. Lineage: Eukaryota; Fungi; Ascomycota; Sordariomycetes; Magnaporthales; Pyriculariaceae. The record is from RefSeq and is a predicted model, not a curated record. The transcript has 5 exons. Gene Ontology annotation, molecular function: cellulase activity. Gene Ontology annotation, biological process: carbohydrate metabolic process. Bases 1 to 699 code for a protein of 232 amino acids.